This is a messenger RNA of Diatraea saccharalis (sugarcane borer), 1065 nucleotides long. NCBI's taxonomy places the organism in Eukaryota, Metazoa, Arthropoda, Insecta, Lepidoptera, Crambidae. The record is from the annotation of a GenBank genome assembly.
GCCGGCCCAGCUGCCUAGUGCAUGGAAUGUAAAUAAAUAAAACUAAUGUAAGACAAGUGAAAAACCGAAUCAAUUUAAGUCUAACUUAGCAGUGUUUUUAGUAUAAAUUAUGUCUCAUCAGUUAGGUCGUGCUGUUUCUGAAAUACUGCAUAGACAUUUUGGAGAAAUAGUUCAACAAGUCGGUAAUGAUUUAUUUACUUAUGGAACCAAACCAGUUGGCAUGAUUGUAAAAACAACAGGACUGCCUAGACAACAGGUUAUAGAGAGUCUUCGGACUCUAUUGAAAUUUGAUCUAGCUGCAUUUGAACCAUCAGUUAAUGAAUUGAUAGCUGACUACAAACUUUUACCUGAAAAUGUACUAUUGUUAAUACGGUACCCAAGAUACCUUCUUCAAAUGAAAAGCAAGUAUGGCAGUGACGCUGAGUUAUUGGUGGAAGAAUUGUUACAGCAGGCUACAUGCACAGCCACCAUUCUUUUAGUCACCAUUGCUACCAAGUUUAAAGAUGGAAAGGAAAAAAAUAUCAAUAUAGUUCAACUAAAAGAUACAUUUAUUAGUCUUGCCACUGCUGGGUACAUACAGCAGGCACCAGUUGCCGAGGUAAAGGAAGGCAGUGAGGUACCAACACUUGUACCAGUGGCGACUAUUGUGCCAGAUCUCGAUGCGAGGGUGCUUAUACAAGCAGUCAAUACUGGAAAUAUAGCUGAUAUCAAAGAUAAUGUUUACUGGAGAGUUAACUAUGACAGAUUCCACCAAGACUUCAGAGAUGAUCUCAUGGUUAAAGCGGUCACACGGCGAGUUGAUGAUAAUGCGGGGGAGGUGAUGCGGUUACUGCUGCAGCAGAUGUAUCUGUCAUCACCGGCGUGGGCGGCUGACUCGAGUCCCGCGGCAGCGUUGGAGUUGCGAGACAGAUGCGCCGACAAACCCAUGCUGGCUCAACACCUCGACCACUAUCUCAAAGUCAUCGGUAUGUACUUAUGUUAUUAUGAAUUGCUAUUUAUGUUAUUUAUUAUUAUUAUAUGGUUAAUGGUUGGCUCUUGAAAUUUCAUUUUUAAGGGUCAUUUAUU